This is a messenger RNA of Maudiozyma saulgeensis, 756 nucleotides long. The record is from the annotation of a GenBank genome assembly. Lineage: Eukaryota; Fungi; Ascomycota; Saccharomycetes; Saccharomycetales; Saccharomycetaceae.
AUGACCGUAUAUACAGUUGAUACUGACGUUUGUUUAUUUGAUUUGGAUGGUACAAUUAUAACAACAAUUGUGGCAGCUGAAGAAGCUUGGACCAAACUUUGUAAGCAACACAAUGUCGACCCACAAGAAUUGUUUAAGAUCUCACACGGUACCAGAACUGUGGAAGUUCUAGCUCAAUUUUUUCCAGAUAUUGAUAAUACAGAUAAUAAAGGUGUUCAUUUAUUAGAAGCUGACAUUGCAGAUAAUUAUUUAGAUACAAUCGGUGUCAUUCCAGGUGCGAGAGAAUUAUUAUCAGCAUUAGACAAAGACCCACAAGAUCAAUCUGUAAAUUUCAGAAAAGAACAAAAGAGGAAAUGGGCUAUAGUUACUUCUGGCUCGCCAUACAUGGCUACUUCUUGGUUUUCUACUAUAUUAAAGGACAUUGGGAAACCUGAAGUUUUUAUUACCGCUGAGAAUGUCUCUGUCGGAAAACCAGACCCCGAAGGUUAUACCAAAGCAAGGGAAUUAUUGAGUACGACUUGGAAUUAUAAAAGCUCUUGUAGAGCAGUGGUCUUUGAAGAUGCACCGGUUGGGAUCAGGGCGGGAAACGCCAUGAAUGCUGUCACUAUUGGAAUUACUUCGUCUUAUAGUAAACAAACAUUGUUUGCAGCAGGUGCCGACUAUGUAGUAGCAGAUCUCACUCAUGUCACAGUAACUGAGAAUACAGAAAAUGGCCAUAUAAAAUUACAGAUUAAAGAUCCUUUAAUUGAAAAUUAA